Molecule: messenger RNA, 807 nt
Organism: Effrenium voratum
Lineage: Eukaryota; Dinophyceae; Suessiales; Symbiodiniaceae
Source: the annotation of a GenBank genome assembly
AUGUUAACGAACGAGGAGCACAUCAAGCUCCGCAUCAACCGGGUGCUUUGGUCCUACGAGGCAGAGUCGCAGACGGACGUGCAGUCUCAGAUGCCUUUGGUGUCUCCGAAGUACGUCAAGGUCCUGGCAGAGAUCCUGGAUUGCGAGCUGGUGACAGAGCCCUUUAUGGUGCGCACACUGAAGACCUUCCUGAAGGCCUUCUCCCAGAUGUACCACGAUGGCGAGUUGGACACGCAAGAGGUCAUCUACUGCCUGGACAUUGUCAAAAACGAGCGUGCGAAGGCAUCCGUGGCUAAGCAGCUAGGCAUCGACCCGGCGGACCUCGACGAAGUGGGGGGCCAGGGUCAAAUGUACUGCGUGGAAUGCCUCCAUACAGAGGCCAACGUAGCGCACCUCUACUGUCCUGAGUGCGGAGACAGCUUAUGCCUGAACUGCUUUGAGAAGCUGCAUGCCAAAGGUCAUCGUGCAACGCACGAGCCGAACCACUUCAUUCUGUGCGUCAUGUGCAAGGUGAUGCCGGCCAAGCUGCAGUGCACCUACACGCGGGGAAAGUAUUGCAGCGACUGUUACCAUCGCAAGCAUGCGAAGACCCUACCCAAGUUCCUUGACUUGAAGCCUUUGAAGAUAGAUUACAAGCGUUCCGCCAAGCUAGAGCGCGAAGAGAAGGCUCGCAAGGAAGGCAAGCAGGUGGAAUCGCCUUUGACCAUCAUCGAUCCGGAGGAGCGAAAGAGACCUUCUCGAAACCUGCACCUCUGGAGACCACCCUGGGUGAGAAGUGGCACGCCUUCUAUGACCUCCGUGGAGUGA